UUGGCAUUUUACCCCUGCUCAGUAAGGCUGCAUUUGAGAUGCUGCUAGUGAAGUGUGGAAGCACCUCCUCUACAUUACCUGCGUACCAAAUGCAGCAGGUUGCAAGGCCUUACAAUGGCACGGAAUGAGCACUGCAUUCAAGCCUCCUUCCUGUAGAUGAUAGGACCAAACAAGGCGGUGUGAUGAACAUGCCACUGCAUCAAAUCUCUGUCAUUCCAGCUCAGGAUGUUACCUCUUCCAGAGUCUCCAGGAGCAAGACCAAAGAAAAAGAGGAACAGAAUGAGAAGGCUUUGGGGCAUUCCGUGAGCCGCUCUAGUAACAUCUCAAAGGCUGGAAGUCCAACCUCUGUCUCUGCCCCCCAUAGCUUCUCUCGGACUUCUGUUACACCAUCCAACCAGGACAUCUGCAGUUCCAGUGCAGUGUUUUCUGAGUGUUGUCAUCACAGUCCAGUGCAGUCUGCUGUUGUCUUGAAAAAUCCGCACUGCCAGAGCCCUCUGACACAAGGGGUCACUGUGACAGUAAUCUGUCAGGACACGUUACAUGCAGCAAAGAGAAACUCCCGUGGGCAGGAUCGGGGCCAGACACUCAGGUCUGCUAAGAAUGUAAAGCCCACCCGCACUCUGAAAUUCUCCAAGUCCCUCAAUGACGUGGACCAGAAGGCGCAGAGCACCAGCGAGUGCUUUGAUUAUGUGGAGCGAACACGCUCAGAAGGCAAACUGACCCCAAAUCAAGAGCAGUGUUUAAGGAUUAACAAAUUUCAUCUUAAAGAGAGGAAACCGCUGAAUCUCAGGCCUCUUUCUUUUAGCAAUUCUAAGCACUCCUAUAUCCCUUCCCUUUCCAACUACUCAAGUGCAUCGGGAGGAGCAGAGAACCACAGCGCUGUACAUAUCCCCCUGCUGGAGGACAAGGUGGACCAUGACUCCUCAAGGAGCAAAAAACUGUUGCGUUACCUUUUUUCCUUCUCCCACACCUCCAGCAUCAGCAGCCUGCAUAAAUUUCAUGAACUGGAGAGCUAUUCCAGUCACUUCCAAGCUGACAAAUCCUCCAGCAUGCUGGUGGAAAGCACGGACUUCUGCUCUGAUGAUAUGGGAGAUGAUGACGUCUUUGAGGACAGCACCUCAGUGAAACUCAAAACGAAAGAGCAGCGGGCACCGCUCUGUUCAGUUGAGAAGGACAGUGACCUUGACUGCCCUUCCCCCCUCUCAGAAAAGUUACCCCCUCUCUCCCCUGUGUCCACUUCGGGGGAUACCUGCAGGAUAUGUCACUGUGAAGGAGAUGAUGAGAGCCCUUUGAUUACCCCUUGUCACUGCACGGGAAGUCUUCAUUUUGUGCACCAGGCCUGUCUGCAGCAAUGGAUCAAGAGCUCGGACACGCGAUGCUGUGAACUGUGCAAGUAUGAGUUCAUCAUGGAGACAAAACUGAAGCCUUUGAGAAAGUGGGAGAAGCUGCAGAUGACAGCCAGCGAGAGGAGGAAGAUCAUGUGCUCUGUAACAUUCCAUAUCAUUGCCAUCACCUGCGUCGUGUGGUCUCUCUAUGUCCUGAUAGACAGGACUGCUGAAGAGAUUAAACAGGGACAAACUACCGGUAUUCUGGAGUGGCCAUUUUGGACUAAGCUGGUAGUUGUGGCUAUUGGUUUCACUGGAGGACUUCUGUUCAUGUAUGUACAAUGCAAGGUGUACGUACAGCUGUGGAAGAGACUUAAAGCUUAUAACCGAGUAAUAUAUGUACAAAACUGUCCAGAAACUAGCAAAAAGAAUAUUUUUGAAAAACCUGCACUAAUGGAGCCAAACUUUGAAAGUAAAGAAAUGUUUGGGGUUCACCAUUCAGAGACAAACUCUUCACAUUACACAGAGCCAGAAGACUGUGCUGCAGAAAUCCUUCAUGUCUGAUUGCUAGGUGGAAGGGGUGUUUCUGUAUGUCCUUGAAGAUUUGAAUAUCAUUGUUUACUGCAAACUGCUCUACCUUUUUAAAAUCAGCAAACAGCUGAAGGCUGGCGGAUGAAUUUUUUACAUUUGUCUUUUUGUUGGAAUUUUUUUUAAUCCCUUAGGCAUAUCUGUCCAUGUCAACAUGGUUGCAUACCUCUCAACAUUUUGUGUCUCAUACUGGCUGAUCAAAGAGCCACAGGAUAUUGGGUAGAAUGAGCCUUGGGUUUGGUAUCAAGGAAGCUGCUAGCGAGAUGUCAUCAACUUCAUGGAGUCUGUUACUUUCGAACACAACUCUUAAGUGAUUCUGGAGGAUGUGUAGUGUGGGGUUGGUUGGUUGGUCUGUUCUUUAUGUGUGAUGAAGGAGGUUGUCCCAGACAGUAAGAGAAAUGAGACAGAGAGAGUCUAAUCUACCACUAACACUGCCACUAACAUUGUGUCUUAGGCAGCAGGUGUAAAAUUUUGCUUUACAUAUUGCGAUAAGACUUACAAAGCAUAUAGCACUUUUAAAAAUCUUUAUUUUGUGAUAUGUAUGUCAAAUGAGAAUGAAACUUGAAAGAAUGUGUCAUUUUUGAAACAUUUCUUCAUUCUUUACCCAUCUAUUCUUCUAGAACAUAAACCUCUUGCCUUAUGAAAAAAAAAAAUUUAAAAAUCUCAGCCUGUGAUUUCCAACACAUGCCCACAUUAUCUUACUAAACAUAACACUAAAAAACCCUGCCUCUUUGGGUUUCCUUUGAGGAGCAAUUGUCUUUCAAGGAUAUUGCACUUGUGACUUGUGUAUGGGAAGUAGUGGAUGUGUACAAUAUUUGUUUUCAGUUGUUUCAGUGCUCUGUUUUGGGGAUUGGUUUUGAUUUUUUUUUUCCAACAGGUCAGAUCAUCAACAUACCUGCACAUAUAUAUCUGAUGUAACUUUCAUUCCAAACCACUGGCAAAGGGUCUGUUGCUAUACUGAUAAAAAUGUGAGCUGUUACAGAAAAAAAGGAAACUUAGUCAAUACAGCAGAAACUGAUUUUCUUUCUUUAGUGCUGUGUCAUGUGUGAAUUACCCAUGAAUUUGAUGUUGUCACAAGAGAUGCUGACAUCCAAGUCUAGGAAGUAAAUAUCACAUUAAGUGGAUAAAUUUAAAAUACCUGCCUGAUGUGAUGCACUGUGUGGUCAGAGAGUAGUAUAUGUCUGUGCUUUUGAAUUUGGGACUGGCUUUUUAAUCAGUCAGCUUUCAUGCAAAGAGAGGGACAGCUUUAAAAUCUGUUUGCAAGGCUUUAGACAGAGUUACCCAAAGCCUGGAGUGUCUGCAGUUGAUUUGUUUGUCCAGUCUGUUUCACUGCACCACUGUCCAGCUUUAAGCCCUCAUUUAACCAAAGUCUCAGUGUGACUGGAGCAGGAAUGAAGCCCCACAAAAAGUCAGCACAUGAGGCCUCUGCAUUUGAAAGCUGACUUUCCCUACCUGAGCCCUGUCUAAAUCUCUGUAAAGUCAAUGAUGAUGAUAUGGCUGGUUUUAGUCGGAGUUGCCUGGACUUCUCAGGUAAAAGUUUCUGUUUACUUGUUGAGAUAGUGAACUAAAUUCUGAGCUCUAGUUCAAGUUUCACUUAGUAUUUUUGAAGUACAACUUUGGGUACAUUCUUUUCAUAGCAAAAGCAGCUGCUUUAAGACUUCUUAAAGUAUAACAGUAAGAGAUCAGGGAUUUUUUUCCUUAAAAUGUAAUAUUAAUUUAUUUCUAAAUCAAUAUUUUAAUAGAAGGCAGGGAAGGGACUAUGGUAAGAGAACACUUAUCCCAGUGGUUUCUAGAAGCUGUUACAGGAAAAGCACAUGUGCCUCUGUCACUUCAUGCUUGAAGCUUACUGUCUGUGAUCUUCAUGAACAUGGUACUUUGUUCUUGAGAUGUGUUAAAACAUCCAGACCUCUGGGCAGUCCUGGUAAAGCUGCACUGGCAUGGAUUUGUGUACUGUACUAGCUGUCAGGAUGUCCCGUGCUUAAGUGAUACAGGCUGACAAACCCUGCAUACCCUGCUAGUAUCAGGGCAGUCUUUGUGACCAUACACUGCAGAGUCUGUUGCCUGUGCCUGCCAUAAUUUAAAGUGCAAUUACUCAAGACCUUUCCUGAACUCUGCUGUGGGUGAUCCUCUUCUAUUACGAGAACCCAGAUAAUACACUGUCUCAUUUUGUUUUCUGUUUGUUCUGUGAAAGAUUCACUAGAUAAACUCAGGUGGGUUAAAUAUCAGGUCUUGCACACCUUCAUGAUGUUCUUCUGAAAUACCCAAGUGCACAAGGCCUGCACGUCCGCAAGAUGCUCGCGUUAACAGCUGCAAGAUGCGCAGAAUCAGCUGCCGAGUGAUGCUGUGUGCGUUCUCAUCCCACAUGUGGCCGGUGGGUGAAGAGAAGAUGGACAAGUCCUGGUAUGAAACCUGGCUGUUCUCCAGCUCACACCUGAGAGGCUCUGGUGUGUGAGCAAUGUUCUGCCAUCGCUGAUACAGCAUACCGUACCUUGCUGGUUCUGCUUCAGUCACUGUUGUACGUGAUUCUGGGUGAACCAUUGCAAAAUCUCAUUUGGUGUUUUGGAAGCUGCAUGUGGAAUGUGCCAGGUAGUGUUCAGUGUAUUCAGGAUACUGAAGGUUUUUGCUGUACCCCUGAGUAUCUUAACUUGUAAAGCAAAAUCACCCCCAGCAAAAUUGCCUGGGAAAAAAUAUUUGUGAAUGAAAAUGUUUUAGCAAGUGUUGCUGCUAACAAUUCCCUCUCCCAGCAGAUCUUUUCUGAAUGAAAAUUAAGGCUUAUUAUUUAAACUCUUUAUACUGCUUAGGAAUGCUUAUACCAGGAGGGGCUGCAGAAGAGAUCCAUCUGUCAGGGGGUUUCAUUUAUGCUGGUCACACUUCUCAUGCUGAUUCUUGCUUGGUAUUAAUGGUGGGCUUCUGGAGAUGCAGUUGUCUGCUUCUGCAUGGUGCCAUCAAAUGUUUGAGAAGGCUGAAUGGUGCUUUUUUCUUCUUUCUCCUCAAGAAGAUACUGUUGACUUUUUUCAGCUUCCAGCUGUGAGGCACUGAUGCCAGCUCAGGUGAGCUCUGUCUUUUCUGUUCAGAUGUCAGUAAGGGGAACAACCACCCCCUGUUAGAUCAGGCUUUCCAGUACUUCCUUCUGGCAGCUUUUGAAAUUACUGAAAUGGAAGCCUGGUCCGUGUACCUUGGCCAAAGUUAGCUUGGGUUACCCUGGGACUUUCCUGAGACCAGAAUUUAAGUAGGACGGAGCAUAGGCUUAAUGCCAUCUACCACAAUCCCUUUCCUAGGUUGCCAGAGCUUUGCUGAUACGUCCAGUGUGCCAGAUAACUGACCCCAUUCUACUGAUGGCACUCCUGUCCAAAAAGACACCAUCUGGGCCAAGGAAGUUCCCCUGCUGUGUCACAUUUGAUGAAUCUGUCAGGUCAUGAACGUGCGUUAUGUUAGAAAUACAGGUGUGUGCUGCAGAGGGCUGAUCUUGUGUAAGAGCUGAUGAGAUGUUAAAUUCCUGUGAAUUUCCAGGAGGUUUUUCAACUGUAAGCCUGUAUUUUGGGAGUGAGAGUGGUGCUUAAAACGUGUUCUGAAGAGAUCGCCAGACCCUGGGACAACACCCUCUGGUUAAAUAUCAUUGAGAUUGGCUUUGCUUCAGCAAGGAGGCGUUCAGUGAAAACUGAAUGAGCCUGUGAGGGGUUAGAGAAGUACCGGGCCUCUGUGCUGUACCUGGGAAUUCCUGGGAAGCAGCUGUAACUCUGUUCAAGCCACCCCCCCGUACUGAUCAGAGCACAAGUUGGCACUGUAGGGAAGGGGGCUGCUUUGCCUGCCACUCGUGGGACACCUUUGAAGUGAUGCAUGGAUGUGGCCAUGCACAGGAGCUGGCUGCUUCAGCCCUGUGUGUGGCAGACACUGUAAAUAUUGCAAAGUGGGAACCAGGUCCAAAUUUCUCCUAAAGCUGAUGUGUGUUAAGAUACAGAUUUCUGGUGUGGUCUGCUCUGGAGACUGGCCAGCAAUGAAAAGGGGGAGGUCAUUGACUCUGGGUUGGGUCCCUCUCAGAUAUGGGUGAAACAGGGCAAAUACAAAAGCAAGGAUAUUGCUGGCUGGAUUUCCUUAGUGUUGUAUUAGAUACGCAAAGAAAAUUUCUAAGUGGGACCUUUUAUUUUGUGAUUAUCUUUUAGUUUUGAGAUAUUGCGGUGUCUGUAUAUUCCAAUGAAGUACUGAAAGCACUUGUCUUUGUAUAGAAGAUAACUGUUUAAAAAUUGCAGCUAAUCUUGUAUUUCGGAAAAACAUUUGUAGAUAGGUAAUUGUAUAAUGUUGAAGAACUUUACACUGGCAUGUGUUGUAUAGUUUAUACAAGACACUUCAUACUUCUGCAGAAUUUUUUAGUUAUUAAAUUUCUAGUAACUUAAUGUAUAGUUUUGUAUCCUUUCAUGUAUGUUCGUUUUCUCAGUAUUACCACUUGCAGAGUUAUUUUUAGUUUCUUAAACUGUAAUUGGUUAUAUGUGUGAUACACAGGGUUAUUGACUGCAGCAAUAAAGUGUUUCUAUAAAAAAAACAGAAAAACCCAAACCCAUUAUAGUAUCCAUUUUGUUUGAAAAAGCAUGGAGAGAAAAAUUGAGCUCUCCCAUAGUUAAGAUGAUGAUCAAAACACAGACCUUGAUGGCUCUUCAGUGUAGCAGACCAAUGCAGAGUAGCAUCCCAUGAUAAUUCAAUGAUAAAAUGAUCCAUAAUGAUAAAGGCAUUGUAACCAUGGGAAUAAUUGGGCAGCUCCUUCCAUGCAGGUGCUUUGGACUCAAAUACAGGAAUCAUGGGAAGAAUUUUCUGGCUUCUGCCAUGCAGGAGGUGGGGAGAGAAGAUUUCCCAUGGGCCUUAAAAUCUGACCUUCCGGAAUCAACACUGCUUGGGGCAUCAAAUGCUUCGUGUCUGAAGUCAGCAUUUUCACAUGCAUCUGUCUAGAGGUGCAGAGCAGAAGAUGCUCAUUGCUAUGAUUUUCCUCUAGGAAUAAUAUUAAUUUUGUGUACAGAAGAGGAAAUCUUUAGCAGUUUCACUAGAAUACAUUUCUAGCACCAGUAGGUGAAGGAAACUGCACUGCUGUGAGAGAGCUUGUUAAAAAGGCAUACACACCAGAGAGCAAGGACCUGGAGAGUUGUAACAGACACAAGGGGGCUCAAAGAAAAACUUUGCCUGUCUAAGUUGGAAUCAAUUUUUCAUUUUCUUUUAUGUAAGGAAGGGAAGGAAAUCUUUAAAUCGGCAACCCUGAAGAGAUGUCUUCCAUGUAAAACAAAAAAGUCUCUGUCCUAUAUUCCCUUAGUACAGAAAGUCUGGCUGUAGUAAAUUAAGCUACUUACAUAAAGUUUGGAAAUCCAACAAGACCUCUAUACAAAAAUACCCUCCUGGAGAGAUGAUAGGAUAAUUUCCAGGGCCUGCUGUUUGACUGGCAGUCUCUGAGAUGAAAAGCUGAUAAAUGGUUUAAGGAACAGAGCCCGCAAAGCCAUCUGGCUGCCAGUUAAAAAGUGUUCCUUGUCUUGGGCUCAGGCAUCUCGAGUUAAUUAUAAAUUAACUUACUUCCCCUUGUAAACCUUAUUUUCAUCUGAAAGAGUAUUACUGUCACUGUGUGAAGUGUGUCCAUCUCUGAGGCAGAGAACAGCAUUGGCUCAGCAGCAUAUGGCACAGCUGUGACUCCAGAACAGGAUUUUUCAUCUGGUCCCCAGGAGCUGGAGCUGUCUGGUGAGUAGGUACUGGCAUCUGGCUGGCAGGACCAGCAUGAGCAGGGCAGAAGGAGGCAGCUGGGAAGCAGAAGGGAAGCGUUUUGCAAGAUCUGUGGGUGCCCUGUGGAGGCUACAAAGAUGUCAGAAGAUGCAACUCCAGCUGCUGAUUCUUAAAACCAAUUCUUCAAAAGCCAGGCUUGUGCCUGCACUGCUGCUCAGCCCCCUGCACUACAGCAGGAACUAGACAUCUAUCCCACUUCCCACAGCCACCCUGUGGAGCAGUUUCCUAUCAGCCACCCCUCCAUUUCAGAUUUCCCUAUCCCUAGUGUGUUACCCAUCUCAUGCUGCACUUGUCCUUUCCUUUCAGUCUGCUUGUGCAACCCGAAUUUCCUUCCUCUUGCCCCCUUCUUCACUUGCCUCUGGGCCAGGCUGGCUGUGAGGGUUGUGCUAGGAUGUACCAAAUUGCAGACAAUGUGUGAUUGAUAGGAAUGACCAUAGAAGUACCCAAAAGCAACACUAAAUAAGAAAUAAAUAAGUAAUAAAUAAAUGCAAAUAAAGGUUAGUGUCCACUUGUGAUCCCAGUUUUUCCUGUAAAUCCUCAGGCUCCAGUGGCUGAUGCGUAGGAUACUCUCUGACAUUUUGGCAUUGUAUUGUGUACCACAAUACAGCAGAAGAGGAUGAUUUUUCACUGCCUUGGGAUGGAUAUAUAACAUAAGAAAAUCAGGCAAGAAUAUCUCAAUAUAGAACAAGAACUGAACAGAGGAAAACUCAGUUCAUCUUGGCUAGAUGGAGAAAGGAGGCAGAGGGAAAAAAAAAAAUCAAAAGAGCCCUGGACAGAGGAAAUGGGUAAAUUCAGUGCAUUAUACAGGGCAGAAUAAUUGGAAAUGUAAUAUUGCUUAGGCAGGGUUGAGUGAUGGCAAACUUUAGGAAUACCCUUUAAAGUGCAUUCUAGGAAGAAUGGUGUCAGAUGAACUGAAAUCUGAAAAUAGAGAGUAGACUUUGAGAGUAUUAGGGAGAUAAAUGAAGUUGUCUCAAAGGCUUUAACAUCAGAGGAGGGUUUGAAAUAACUGAAUAAAACACCAGAAGGCUGUACAGAACAGAGGGGGGGAAGAUCACCACUCAGGGUGUGUUCAUUAAAUCCUGAAGCUUCAAGGAAUCAGGCUUGCAAUUCCUAACAUUUUUAGACUUUGCUGAAACAAACCUCCCAGUCGAUUUUGCUGGGACCGCCUUGCUGUGCCAGGUUGUUCUGAUACUGCCUCAGAGGCCACCUGGAAACAGACCAAGCAGGCUUAGGAGAAUGUAUCGCUGUUAGAGCUGUAGGGUCUGGUGCUGGGACAGCAGGUUCCUUUGUCGUGGGAAACAGUUAUCCUUGUGGUUGGGAAAGGAGAGGAAAUGUCUUGGGCUGGUGACUUGAUCCCAGCUGCAGAGCACAACUGUCUUGGAGAUCAUGUCAUUCAUAUCUGCUAUACUCCUGAGCACCCAAAAUAACUCACCAAGUACUGUUGUCCCUUUCCUACAGAUAAACUCUUCAGAGCUUGGCUUGCCACUUAUUUUGCUCUCAUGUUUACUUUCAUGCUUUGAAAGUGCUGUAUUAAAAGAGAACUGAUUCUAAUAAUGGGAUUAUCUAAACCAGUAUUUCCUCAUGCCAGCAAGUUGAUGCUUUAUCCUAAAACUGCUUUCAGGACUGUGUUAAAUUCAUGGUGACAUUUAAGCAGUUGAUGUACACCAGAGAAAUCAGGUAUAAAUUAAAUCAAACCAUUCUAUCUAGCAGCCUUCUUGGAGCCUUGGACCAAAUCAAGCUGUGGUAGAAGUUAGAGGUAUUGUUUCAAGGAUUAAUUUUAACGUGCCUGAUGUUGCACAAGCCUCUAUCAGGACUCUACCUUUGCUGCUUGGGCUUAGGAAUUUUCAGCAGUUUUCGGUCACCCACUGCUGUUCUAAUUUAAUGCAGUUGUCAAAUGCAUGCAGCACAAAAUGAUACCUAAAGAGCAGCCACUAAUGCAGCUGUAUUCCUUUUGUUUGCCUUGUCUGUGGCUUACGUGUCCCAUGCCUUUGCUCUGCCCUCCUCUUCAGCACUGUCACCUGCACAGCCUCAAGCUGUGGUUUGGGGAGGGAAGCCUGAAGGCACAUUGCUUUCUCUCUGCCUCCCUCCUCUCCUUAAGUGCCAGAGCUGCAUGGCUACAUCUGCAGAGGAACGAGAGGAUCUGCACAUUUAGGGGGAAGUGUUGAGGUCAGGCAGUUCCAGGUCCCGUGGUGCUCAGGGCUGAGGGAGGUGUCCUAACAUCAUGUUAACUGGGAUAAAGGAUCCAAGGAGCACCAGCUCAUAAAGAGGGUAGGAAGUUCAUGGGGAUAGAGAGACUCUCAGCCUCUUGCAGCCUGGAUAGUCCCUUGCAGAAAAGAUAUAAAGAUACUCUUAUUAAGUGUUGAUGUAGCAGCCCUGCUGAGGGUUGUGUGAGAUUCAACUGCUGUCAGAAUUGCCACUGCCUGGAUGGCAGAGCAAGGACACCGUGCUGAGCUUUGCAACUCCAGAGUUCAUUACUGGUCACUGAGGUGGGACAGAGGCAGCUCUAUGAACAUGGAGGGUUUUUUCUGCCCAUUUCGGUGGAGUAAUAUGCAAUUAGUACCCAUAUGUUCUCAGCUAUUAAACUCAUGCCCCUUAGAUUAUUUAUGUAGCUUGGAAAGUUCUGUAGGCUCUGCUGCUCCUCUCUGUCAUUUGUUAAUUGCUGCAUUGUAUCAUUCCUCCCUACUCCCAGUCCUUAUUAACAUAGGGCCAUCUGCCUGCCCCAACUCCCUGUAACCUCAGGAGGGCUGUAAGGUACGAGAUCUUCACAGAACAGCCUUGUUUUCCACUGGCACUGUGUGAAGGCAAAGAGGGACGGCAGCUGACUUCUGCUGUGAGUUUCCACGUAGUAAAUCUGAGGGAUGUUUAGGCAAAGGGGAGCUGUGAGAAAGGAGCAGCAAAAUCUGGCAGUGUAGGUGUGCCCCUUGCAGGCAGCUGUCCUGCACAAACAGCCAGACCAGGAAUAGCAGCUGCUCAUGUUUUAAGGGCCCGAGUUCCCAGCUGCCUGCAUGUGGCUGCACAGAUCCUGCUGCCUUAGUGAAACCCUCUUGGAGAGGAGCGAGGUGUUUGGGCACAGGUGGUGCAGAGAACAAUUCCUGCUUCCCCAGGGAAGGGUGUGGGUCUCCUUAAGAGUGAAAUAAUGUACUCUCUGGAUAAAAUGGUUGAGUUUAGUUUUUGUGUAUCCUGCAUUUUGUCUGGCAGGAUUUCGACAAAGUGUUUGAAAUUAUGCCAAAAGUAAAAGUUAUCAAUAAUCUUUGAAUGUGGACCUCAUGAUAAAAGUGAGAAGUGCUAAAAGAACAGACUUGAAAAAGAGACAUAGCUGUGAAAAGGCUGGCGAGACACAAUAAAUGCAUUCCUACAACUUUCCUGUACAGGACUGAGCUUAUCUGGUAUUUUUUAAUGAGUUUGUAAAAAGAGUUGUAACAUUAUAGGGAGACUCCCAGUCACAUCUUUGUACAGAAGAGCCUCAAAUGGUGUGAAAACAGAACUCAUCACUCAGGGGAAUGGAAUUGUGUUCAAAUGCUACAACAGAGCUGGAAUGCAAAGAAACAUGGAAACCCACUGAUCAAGAUUUGAACACCACUUUGUUCCAUGUUUGCAGUGAAAAUGAAGGUGUCUAGAAAGAGUCUUCAGGUAUAACAAAUCUGUUUCUGAAGAACUUGAUAUGUUAAAAGGGUUUCAGAUAUCUUUCAAUGAAGGCUGUGAACCUAAAUUUAGAAACUUUAGGACUAACAGCUCUUGUGCAAAAAUGAAACGGAACUGUGAGUUCUUCGAAAUCUUUUGUAAAGGAAGGGGAAAGCAAGGAAGAUCUGACUGGGUUUAUGGUGCACUGCUACGUGGUAACAUUGUCCAUCCAAGUGAUCACAGUGCAGGACCAAGGACCCCUUGCUGCUUAAAUCUCAGGAGGAGAAAUCAGAUCUUCGUGCUGGGACUCUGCAGCUACCUCAGGUUGACUCCUAUGAUGUGACUGUGGAAGAAGACCUUGGAGAAAUUCAGCUAAUAAAAAUUGAGAAACGGAAAUACUGGUA
Molecule: messenger RNA, 11689 nt
Organism: Pseudopodoces humilis (Tibetan ground-tit)
Lineage: Eukaryota; Metazoa; Chordata; Aves; Passeriformes; Paridae
Gene: MARCHF8
Product: membrane associated ring-CH-type finger 8
Molecular function (GO): zinc ion binding
Source: RefSeq, a predicted model, not a curated record